GUCAUUUGAAUUUUAAAAAUUUGGCUCCCUUCCCUUUGAUUCUGGCACGACAUCUCUGUUUCCACCGGCCAUUCCACCGCCUACCUGUAAACGCAACGGCACCAUGAAAAAGACUAUGGUUUUCGAAUUUAGGGUCUCAAAAAACGUCAUUCGUCACAAUUGGAUCGUAGUUUUCCCCAAUUCAAAUAUCAUAUGAACAAAUCAAACAGGUUUUUUAAUUAUUCUGUGUUUCAGAAGAUUUAGAACUGGGAACGGAUCAUUUUGAGUCUGGAACCUCUGAAAAUGGUGGUGUCUGUCUAAAAGUUAAUUAGGGUCGAUGAGAAUUAGGGUUUUUCGUUAUACUGUGAAUCGGUGGCAGUAAAGAUUUGGAAAUGGAUAAUUUGGAGCCUGGAUGUGCUGAAAACAAUGGCAUUUCGGUUGAUGAAAGGAGCAGGGCUUCUAAUUCUAGGGUUUCUGGUGAUGUGGGGGUUAGGGUUGCUGAAAAUGAAACUGGCGGCGAGGCUCAGUUUGAAGAGACUUUUCCCGAUGCUUUGAAGAACACGCCUUCGAAUAUUGCAAAGCUUGAAGAUGUGAUUGAGAACUGCAAGGCUCGGACGAAGUACCUCGCUCAGACAAGGAGCCCUUCUGAUGGGGAGGACGUUAGAUGGUACUUUUGCAAAGUUCCACUUUCCGAGAAUGAGUUAGCAGCCUCGAUUCCUCGAACAGAAAUUGUGGGAAAGAGUGAAUAUUUCCGAUUUAGUAUGAGGGACUCUCUGGCAUUAGAAGCUUCUUUCUUGCAGAGGGAGGAAGAAUUGCUUUCUGCCUGGUGGAAGGAGUAUGCAGAAUGUAGUGACGGUCCCUCUGGACCCGAAUCAAAUUCUGCUAAGACGUCAAGUACAACAACAGAAGGCCAAACUAAUGCAGACGAUGAAGAGAGGGUUGGUGUCCCUGUAAAAGGAGGGCUCUAUGAGGUGGAUUUGGUUAAACGGCACUGUUUCCCAGUUUAUUGGCAUGGAGAAAAUCGGCGUGUCUUAAGAGGUCAUUGGUUUGCUCGUAAAGUGGGUCUAGAAUGGUUGCCUUUGCGUGAAGAUGUUGCUGAGCAGUUGGAAUUUGCUUACAGGUGUCAGGUUUGGCAUCGCCGUACCUUUCAACCUUCAGGUCAGUUUGCUGCUCGUGUUGAUCUUCAAGGGAUGGUCCAGGGAUUGCAUGCUCUCUUCACAGGUGAAGAUGAUACUUGGGAGGCUUGGUUGGGCAUUGAUACCUCUGGUUUGUCUAGUGUUAUUGGUUUUGGAGGAAAUGGAAUAAAACUAAGACGUGGGUUUGCUCCCUCUGGAUCUUUGAAACCAACCCAGGAUGAGUUGCGGCAGCGGAAAGAGGAGGAGAUGGAUGAUUACUGUUCUCAGGUCCCAGUUCGUCAUUUAGUCUUUAUGGUUCAUGGUAUUGGUCAGAGAUUGGAGAAAGCUAAUUUGGUAGAUGAUGUUGCCACUUACCGGCAUAUCACAGCUAGUCUUGCUGAGCGCCAUUUAACUUCAUAUCAACGCAACAAGCAAAGAGUUCUUUUUAUUCCAUGCCAGUGGAGGAGGGUUUUAAAGCUAGGCGGUGAAGCAGCUGUCGAGAAAAUCACAUUGGAAGGGGUCCGGGGUUUGCGUAUAAUGUUAAGUGCCACUGUUCAUGAUGUCCUAUAUUACAUGAGUCCCAUCUAUUGCCAGGACAUCAUAAAUUCGGUCUCUAACCAAUUAAACAGAUUAUAUUCAAAGUUUAUUAAGCGGAAUCCAGGUUAUGACGGGAAGGUUUCAAUUUACGGCCAUUCAUUGGGUAGUGUUCUCUCCUAUGAUAUUCUUUGCCAUCAAGAGAGUUUGUCCUCCCCAUUUCCAAUGGAGUAUAUUUCCAAUGCGUCAGUAGAAAAUGAAGGCUUACCAGCUGAUGCUUCUAAUCAAGCAGCUCAAUUCAGUAACAUGUUAAAUUUAGAUGAAACAACUGGCAUAGGAAAUGAUGGAAGGUUGUCGGAGACGAUAGAUUCUGCAAAUAGGGAGGAUAAUCCUAGUUCACUCCCAGAAUCCUUUGUUAACCUUGAGGGGGAUUCGACUUUGUUUUCUGCUCAUUCAGAGUCUUCUCUGACAUUAGAUGUAGGAUCAGGUUUGCCUGGGUCUUGUGGAUCACAUCCUGAAAUAGAAGAGAAUUUUCAUGUUUCUAGGCAACAGACUCUGGAUACAGAGCAACAGAAUGUUGCGUCCUUGUUGGAGGAAGACACCCUAGAGAAUGUAGAGGGUAUGGGUGAUAUGAGCGAUCGAUCGGCCAAAGUUCUGUGCACAAAGUUGGUUGAUAGACCUGAGGACAAUGGUGAUAAGGACAAAUUAAUGGCCAUGUUGAAAGAUGAGGUGGAGUCCCUCAAAGCUCUUGUGGUGAAACUACAAUCAAGAGAGAGAAAUUUACUUUGUACUGGAGAAGCUAAAAGUUCAGAUUGCCUUCAAGGAGAUAAACUGGAAAAUGUAGCCCCAGAAGUUACACCAUUGGAUCAGAAGAGUCCAGAUCUAAUUGAUUCUAGAAAGAGUUGCACUCCUUAUAUCAAGUACACAAAACUGGAGUUUAAGGUUGACACGUUCUUUGCUGUUGGAUCACCUCUUGGUGUGUUUCUUGCUCUCCGCAAUAUUCGGAUCGGGAUGGGUGAAGGCGAAGAAUAUUGGCAAGAUGAAGGAAUAACUGAGCAGAUGCCUGCCUGCUCAAAAAUGUUUAAUGUCUUUCAUCCCUUUGAUCCUGUGGCAUACAGAGUAGAGCCACUGGUCUGCAAAGAAUAUACCAGCAAGCGUCCUGUUAUCAUACCUUAUCACAAGGGUGGAAAGAGGAUACAUAUUGGAUUUCAGGAGUUCACCGAGGAUCUCGCUGCACGUUCUCAGGCCCUUACGAGUCGCCUCAACUCUAUGAGGGUCCGUAUGGUCAAUGUUUUUCAACCAGGAAAUAAGGGUAAAAAGCAAGCAGAGAUACAAGAUGUUGUGGAACCUGAGACAAGAACAUAUGGAUCUCUUAUGAUGGAAAGACUGACCGGAAGUCGAGAUGGUCGGAUUGAUUACAUGCUUCAAGAUGCGACAUUUGAGCACCCGUAUAUAUCGGCUAUCGGAUCACACACAAAUUAUUGGCGGGAUUUUGAUACUGCACUUUUUGUGCUGAGACACCUUUACCGAGAUAUACCUGAAGAGCCUGAGACAGCUGAGGGUGUAAAAGACAUUGAAACCUCAAAAAAUCAGAAAAGGUUAGCUUACAAGGAUUCUCACAGCGAAGAUAUGGAGGAAGAUCUUCCUUUGACAUUUUCCCAUAGUGAUUUGGUAAAGGAGUUUUCUAGGAAGGCGAAGAAGGUUCUGCAAAGCCCUUGAAGCUUCUCCCUUAACAGGUGAUCGUAGGAUUUGUAAAUCUGUGUAGUAUGCGUUUAUUGAAUGUGUUAGUGUUUUUAUUGAAUUUGUUAUGGCUUCGGAUUAUUUGCAGUAUCAGUUAAGUAGUCAAAUUUUGUAAAUAAUAUGUAAUGAACACCUUAAAAUUCUGAAGAUACUUUGUGAAUAUAUUCUUUAUUCAAAUGCUUAGGGUGCAUGCA
Molecule: messenger RNA, 3562 nt
Organism: Amborella trichopoda
Lineage: Eukaryota; Viridiplantae; Streptophyta; Magnoliopsida; Amborellales; Amborellaceae
Gene: SGR2
Product: shoot gravitropism 2 (SGR2)
Cellular component (GO): cytoplasm
Molecular function (GO): metal ion binding; glycerophospholipase activity
Source: RefSeq, a predicted model, not a curated record